AAGGCAAGCCCAGUUGUCUGCGCGGUGCUGCGUGCUUACUAGCGGGCAGUGUGGCGACAUUACGUGCCAGCGACGGAGUGUUAAGGAUUUUUGUCGAGAACAAGCACUUGCAUCUACAUCGAAAUGGCCGAUCAGCUUACAGAAGAGCAGAUUGCUGAAUUCAAGGAGGCAUUUUCACUUUUUGACAAGGAUGGAGAUGGCACCAUCACCACCAAGGAGCUGGGCACGGUCAUGCGCUCGCUUGGUCAGAACCCCACAGAGGCAGAGUUGCAGGACAUGAUAAAUGAAGUAGACGCCGAUGGCAAUGGUACGAUAGAUUUCCCAGAAUUUCUGACCAUGAUGGCCAGGAAAAUGAAGGAUACAGACAGUGAGGAGGAGAUCAGAGAAGCUUUUCGUGUGUUUGACAAGGAUGGCAAUGGCUAUAUCAGUGCUGCUGAGCUGCGUCAUGUGAUGACAAAUCUGGGAGAGAAGCUGACUGAUGAAGAAGUAGAUGAGAUGAUCAGAGAAGCAGAUAUUGAUGGAGAUGGACAGGUCAACUAUGAAGAGUUUGUACAAAUGAUGACGGCGAAGUGAAGGCCUUGUACAGAUUUCGUAUAUAAAUAAUUUGCCUUUUUUCUUUGUGUAAUUUAUCUGUAAAAUCUUAUUAACCCCCUUCGUCCUUGCCCCUACUGCUGUCCAAAGGAACUGCAUGUAAACUGCAUAGGCUCUUGUCCCCAUGUCCCUUUCUUUUGCUGUCAUGGUGUUCGAGUGACGAAUGGUCAUACAACCAGAUGCCUGUGGAGGCCCCUGGGAGCCGGAGUACUGAAUCUUCCAGUGUUGUGCUCGGGGCCCUCCUUGGCAAGGUGACAUUGGAAACCUGUCAGCUGGUUGUCACUUGGCAACACUGUUGGCAUGGAAACAAUGUAGAGGAGUUAAAACUCUGCAUGGACUAUGGACAAAGUAUAUAUGGGAAAUCUCUCAGCAUUGCACUACUGCAAAAAAAACGACACGGGUGUAUCUCCUAGGUACUCGUACAAACUUUUUGUAUCAGCUGUUCUGUAUACCAGAAAAUGACUAAUCUUACCAUGCUUUUUAAUGUUUUAUCACAAUUUUUUUAUGGCCUCUGGUCAUGCCUCAAAUAAUCCAUUCCAAGUUGUAUAUUUUUUGUUUUCCAAUAAAAUUUACAAUACACGGA
This is a messenger RNA of Entelurus aequoreus (snake pipefish), 1174 nucleotides long. It is a transcript of the gene calm2a, whose product is annotated as calmodulin 2a (phosphorylase kinase, delta). The coding region runs from base 124 to 573 and encodes 149 amino acids. Gene Ontology annotation, molecular function: calcium ion binding. The transcript has 6 exons. Lineage: Eukaryota; Metazoa; Chordata; Actinopteri; Syngnathiformes; Syngnathidae. The record is from RefSeq and is a predicted model, not a curated record.